AUGGUACUACUCAAAUCCACCUCCGUCUCCACCAUCGGAGUAGGACCAGCCCCAGUAAGUGUGGGAACACGCUCUGAUUACUGUAACUUAUAUUUGAUACUGUAGUUUGUUGUUUUAUCGUUGUUUAUAUUUAUUUAGAUAUUCGCUUUCAUUAGAUGAAACUGUCAAUUAUAACUUGAUUAACCUUAUAGUUAUCAAAGUCCGUAUCCACCCCCAACGUUCGAUCCUACAAGCCAUAUUGGCCCACCUUCAAAACAUAUUACCCAUGCCGUUAUUACGCUGAUUCUAGUUUGGUUAGUUUAUAAUAUGGCUUUAUCUAAACCGGAUCUUUUUCCAACUUUCAACGUUUAAAACUUAAAUUAUUACUAUUCAAUAACAUAGUAGUGUUGUAGUAUAUCGUAUACUGUAACUUCAAAAUAUGCAAAUUUUAAAACCAAAGGUUGAACUAUCGAUGUUCUGUUUCAGUACGAUGUCUGUUGGGCGUAUCGUAACAGAUACCACAAUGCCUACUACAGCUACAAGUACCCACGGUAUUCCUACCGCGCUGUAGGAACUCCACUGUACGGUUACUACGGUAAUGGAGCCUACAUCCCCAGAAACCGAAGUUAUUAGUAAGUAUAUUCGAACCGUAUCUUUUGUGUAUUGUAUAAUCCUUGUGAACAUUGCAAUGUAUGGUAAAGUAGUUUGCAAAAUAAUCUUUACAAAAACUUUGUUUCCAGUAACGCCGAUGGCUACCCGUACAAAGGCUACUACUACAACUCGAACAACUUCGACACGUACUAUCUGAGCCCGUACUAUCUCCCGAACCGUACCUUUGUUUGA
Bursaphelenchus okinawaensis is the source of this 822-nucleotide messenger RNA. The record is from the annotation of a GenBank genome assembly. Lineage: Eukaryota; Metazoa; Nematoda; Chromadorea; Rhabditida; Aphelenchoididae.